AUGAAUAUGAGGAAUCAGAAACAUGUGCUUCCAUGUCAUUCAUGAUUAUUAACCAGUCAUAUUUUGUUUAGAAACUUUGUGCUCUGUGGAAAUGAGAUUAAGUUGACCAUGAUGGGUCCAUUAGCACGUAAUUAACAUGUCACUGGCUUUGGACAGUGUCCAUUAAUUCAAUGCUACUGGAGCUAUUUAAAAGGAAAACCCAGAGCCAAGUGGGAAAGAAGUCGGUCGUAAUUCAAUCAGUAAUAGCUUUGAUGUCCUAAUUUCAGAGGGCUCUGUUGCCCUGUUUCCACAACAGAACCCUGAACCCUCACUGUGGAGGCGAUAGAUAAUUUGUGGUGGACUUGUAACUUGGCGCAUCCUGUAUCGAGAUGUCGGGAUGGUAGAGCUCCCUCGUCUGGGGUCAGAUGGAGAGGUUUGUGCGAGGGGGGACGCAUACCCUAGCUGCGUGGUGACUCACCCAGCGUGCACUUGUAACCACACGCGACGGUUAACGGGUGAAUAUCAGAUCAGACAGCUCUGGCUUCGGUGUAGGAUGCGGAGUUAACGAGGAGCGCAAUCAUCGAGGGACGCUCGGAUGUGAUCACCACCUUAGGACUCAUAUGUUUCCUCUCUCUCUUGGACCCAUGCGUAAAUGAUUCGCCCUGUUGUGUGCGGCUGAAUUGAGACAACGGCGAGGAGGGGGAGGAGGGGGAAAAUAGAACUAAAGCAGGGGGAUUUCGUCACCUGUCCUUGAACACUCUGGCUGGGACGUUGCGCCCGGUCUUGGCAUAUCGAUGAGAGAGUGUGCGUGUACGUGCCCACAUAUCUGCUGGCCCUGGUGCGUGUAUAGGACGUAUGGCCAGCGGUCUGAGAUGCAGACAUUGGAUGAGGAGAGAUCUUCGGUGGGCUGUGGACAGGCCACCUAUCACCACACCCAGGCGUUUGGCCGCUGGAUUGGCAAGUGCAGCAACGCCACCAUGAAUUUCUUAAUGGGAUUAUUCCAGCGCGGUUCCUACUACAUUCCACACGAUGAGGAUUACUGCAUCAGUCGAAAAAGCAUGGAACAAUCUGCCUUCAAGUCGAUAUCCAUCGACCAUCUCGACGAUGCGGAUGAUGCGAUAGUUGGCGCCAUCACCUUUGCAAACAACGCGGCUGUCGACAAGCGCAUGAGUAAGAGCAGCGACUCGCUUUCCGGAGGACUGACGCAGAGGAGAUCGCGGUCGACAAGUCUCGGGGAGAAAGACGCAGACAGUGCAUACGAGGAAGGGCCAGCUGCAACGGCCGCUCGGUCAAAGAGUGAGCUGGAAGUUGAACUCAGAAGACUGACGCACCAGUUAAAUAUGGAACGCAAACAGAAAGAAGACAUGCAAAGCAAGAUCAGCAAACUCCAGGAGGAGCGGAUGAGGUUACAGGACGAAUCAACGUCUGCGGCGGUCCAGCUACGGCAGAUCAAGGAUUGGAUUUACCAAGGGGAUAAACCUGUCAAGUAGCCCAUCCCUCGGAUCAUAGAAAAUACUAAACUCUGAAUGCUGAUGUUGCUUGCUAGUUAAGCAAACUGUCAAAAACAAUCUAGCUGUGUUGCGUCUGUGGUUUUUGAGAGAUCAUAGAUGUCUUCAGCGCAUUAAACUUGUUCCUAGCUUUAUCGUAAUCCUGGAAAGAUUGCGAAGACCACGUGGCCAAAUACAGUGAACCCUGCUCAGUGACCACCUGUGUAGAAGGACCGGACCGCCUGUCUAUAAAGACCAAAUAUGUUUGUUUCCCUUGAACUGUGUUUCUCAAUUUGAAACAUAGGAACUUGUAUGUGAAGACCUCCUGCUCUUAUAGACCACUAUUGUUGUCUUCCUUGAGAGGUCUUUAUAUACAGGUUCCAUCGUACUAUAAAGAUGUCUUUAUUAUGAAGUCUUAAAAGAUCUUUCCAACCCAAUAACAAAAGGGUAUGGCACUCUUUGAUAUCCCUUGCCAUCGACAUGCCAAAUGCCUCGUCUCAGUUUAGAAGUGACAGGCACCUAUUUGUAUUUUGGAAUCUGUAUGCAAUUCAAGCACUUUGUCAGUGAGGUUACUGUAAAGGAGUGUCCUGUUUAGUUAUUGUUUAAUGAGACUCAUCUGUGUAGAUCCAGACCAUACCCAUGUAUACAAAUUUUAUAACUUAUUGUCCUUCAGGUAUCAAACCAAUGACAUAUGACUUCUAUGUAAGCUUUCCAUUUAUAAGAUUAUCCUUGAUCUGUUCUUGUUUAUCUGGUGCUCAUCUUUCUUGACUGUAUACAAUCAAAAAGUGAUUUAAGAUUCAAACUAUUCAGCUCCGUAUAUCAGAGCAGUACUUUUUUAAUCCUUUUUUUUUAAUUUGUAUGUUUUAUUAAAUCAAAACUAAUGUCACAAUAUUUACAGGUCAUCAAUAAUGAUUGGUAUAGAGAAGUACUUUUAAUAUCCUACAAGUAAUAUCUCAAUACAAAUUCAAUUGAUCAACAGAGUCAUUUUGUUGUAGGAGAACACAAACUAUAUUUUAUAUGUGAUAUCCUGGCUUUAUUGUUCAUUGGCGUAAUUCAUGUUUUUAGUCAUGAUGAUGCAAUGAUCCCAGAGUUUGGAUUAGUUAAUCCUUAGGGGAAAUCAUGGGGUGGAGAUUAAGGGCUUUGGUAGAUCAUUGUGACAGAUGAGAAGACAAACAGGAGGAAGCACAAAUAUUAAGCCCUGGUUCUUUAUGCUUAGGGUUGUCUACUGGAAAUGAAUUAAUCUUGAAGCAAAUCUUCUUUUGCAACCAUGGGAAAUGCUUCAAAGUAAUCUGAGAUUAUGAUUUGCGCUACUUUUAGAUGAAGGUCUAUGAACUGCAAUGACACGAAUCAAGUUCAUUAAUGCGGUGAGAUAUUGUUUAGGCAUGCUUUUUGCAGCUCGAUCUAAGCAGCUUCUGCAACACGGCUAAUAUAUUACAAAAACUUCAUUGUGUGAAAGUCAGUACACAAA
Strongylocentrotus purpuratus (purple sea urchin) is the source of this 2934-nucleotide messenger RNA. Its product is annotated as signal-induced proliferation-associated 1-like protein 1. The record is from RefSeq and is a predicted model, not a curated record. Lineage: Eukaryota; Metazoa; Echinodermata; Echinoidea; Camarodonta; Strongylocentrotidae. Bases 774 to 1469 code for a protein of 231 amino acids. The transcript has 4 exons.